UAUUACGUAUGCGUGUAACGAAGGAUCGGCUCAGGGCAUCUGCAGACUGCCAGCGCGGCCAGCCAGUCUGUGCAGGCAGCGGGAAGGGUGAGUUGUGCCUACCAAGUUCUGCCCGCCGCACCACCACACCAGCAAGCAAUGUUACGCUCGACCCAGGUGGCGCUGGUAGUGGCCCUGGUGGCAGGUGUGUCCUCCGCUCCUCAGUCUGUGUUCAGGCCACAAGACCGUGGAUCUUUCCAUCCAUCCUCUGACUUGUUUCUCGACGGUGCAGGAUCGGAACACAAUGCAGAAACAAGUGGAACACAAGAGUCUAGUGGCCAACCACAGUACACCAUCGGAAAAUUGUCCACGGAAUCAGAAGGCGGGAAGGAUGCAGACGAAAACACUUCCUCUAAAUUGCUGCCAGACUUAUCACAGAUGAAGAGUGUAGAUGGCACAGAGCAAGUGGGAGCCGAAGCUAAAACGUAUAGCGACUCUGUGACAAAGGAGGUUGAUGUUGACAGUGGAAGAAAGCUUCUAGGGGUACUGCCAGAAAUUCCUGAAGCACCUAGUCCAGUAGACCCAAAGACCAAACAAACAACUGAGAUGAUAUCUGAAAUUGAAAGUAUUCUCAGAAGAGUAAGAGAGCAAUAUAACAAAGGAAAUCAACCUUUGCCGGCACUCGAAAGUCAGGAUAGAAUUGACUCUCAGGCACACACUCCACAGUCUCUUACAGAUUUCUUGAAAUUCUCUGCAUCACAAGUAGGCAAUAAAACACAGCAGGAAGAUCCCGUGAUAGAGGAAGCCAGACAACGCUACAUGACCGCGUGGAAUGAAGAGGCAGAUCGUCUGAAUGCGCCAUUCAUGAAGGUGAACAAAGCAUGGCCAGAACUUGGAAUGGUUUACAUGCCUACAGUGACCGAGGUGACUGACCAAAUCAAGGCGGCUGAAUCUGUGAAGCAAGCAGGGCAGGCCUUCAUGGAUAUGUGGGAAAGAAGGCACACAGAGACCAACUCUUUCCCCUCGGGAGUUGAACCCAUGCUCAAGAUAUUCAGCAAUUUCAUGGGUGCUUGGUCAUGGGCGCAGACUCUUGAAGAAAACCCAGACACUCCCGAAGUAGAACCCAGUGAUCAGGGACAUGUUGUUCGAAAGACUACUGAUGACACUAUAGAUAAGAGAAAAAUAUCGAGACACGAUGGCUCUCGCUUGGAGGCAGAUGGAAUAAAGGGUCUGGACUCACGCUUCGAAGAACUUCUAAGCAGUAUGUUUAACCAGAGACGGGUGCAACCAGUCUUUCAUCCCAGCCACCAUUCAAAACCACAGCACCCCUUGACAAAACUGGGUGAUAAGAAAAUAAAGUUAUCUUGUUUUGUGGAGCCUGAUGUGGUGCAUGACGACCCUAAUACAGCAGCAAUCCCUAUUGCUGACCACAGACCAGCCGUUUUUCCCACACGCAUUAAGAGACCAGUUUCUCUUCCUUCUAGAGUGGGAAUUCCAAAACAUAAUUCGAAUGCAGAUGUACGACCUGUAACACAACAAAGCGAAGAACAAAAACUCCUGACAAACCCAGUUGCAUUCAUAAAGCAAGUAAAAGAUCGCCUUACUUCUAACGUGCCUGUCAGCCAUGUUGCAUAUCCUGGACCUCCUGUCAGGCAUGGAGUGGCAAAGGUGCCCGUAGCGCAUACAGAUAGACUCGCGCCGCUCUCAAUGCACUCCUACAGUGUGGAAGCUGUUGACGAGCACGAUGAUUUCCAACUCUCUGAAGAAGACUCCGCUCUCCAAUCCUUUGAGUCUGAUGAACAGCCCAGCCGUCGACGCGCGUCUCAUCACGCUCACAGGCAAGCACCCCGCAUGGGCUACGACCACCACUGAGGCUUCCUGAAUUAUUUCAGGUACAUCAGGUAAUUUCUGCAGCUUUUUUCCUUAUCUCUAACCCGUUGUUACGCCAAAUAAAUCUGAUGGCAUUAUUUAUCUAAACUAUUAUUUUACUUAUUAAGAAUGAAAACAAUAGCCUUAUAAGUCAAUAAUAGUAGGCGUAGGAGUAGGUAAGGAUGAUGACCUCUGUAGCUUGAACCUGAGUCUUCCCACAGCUGCUGUGGCACUAUAACACGCAGUUGACAAGUCUUAACAAGGCAACACUUCCACAGUAAUAUCGCCCAAUGCCAGUCAAUUGCAGCAGACUCAGAGCUGUGGUGCUUCGUUAGUCGAGCGUGAUUACUGUGGCUUUGGGCACAUUAGGUUUAAUUUUAUACAAAUAAGAUAAACAAAAUAUAAAAUUAGGAAAACUAAUUUGUCGAAAGUCUACGAGUGAACAAUAUUAAAAUAAAAUAUUAUUUCAUAA
Molecule: messenger RNA, 2320 nt
Organism: Scylla paramamosain (green mud crab)
Lineage: Eukaryota; Metazoa; Arthropoda; Malacostraca; Decapoda; Portunidae
Exons: 3
Coding region: 139-1851 (570 amino acids)
Source: RefSeq, a predicted model, not a curated record